GAAACUCAGCUACGACGUCCUCCUGCAACAGAUCCGGAACAUGGCCAUGUCCCCGUGAUCGAUCAUUGCGGCUGUCCUGCUACAAAACAUGUAUGGAAUCUCCAUGAAGGAGCUGCUCAAGGAAGUGGACUGGCUCAAACGACAGGCUUCCAAUCUGGGGGCAUAUAUUGACUGGCCUGUUAAUGAAUCAGCAGAAGCAGUUAUUCGUCACAACAUCUUUACCCAUAAGAACAUUGCCGCAGUAACUGAGGACAACGUAGUGGAGCUGAUAGCAGAAGACACUUCGUUGACCCAGAAUCAGGACCCUCUGUUCACGUCUGCUGCACAGGAAAUGAUGGUGUGUCUGUACCGCAAUCAGCUGCUCAUCGUGUUUGUGCGGGUGGCGCUGAUUGCCAUCCCUAUCAACUCAUGUGUUCAGAAAACGCUGCCUUUGAGUGAAUUAAAGGCCCAUUACAGUUUGUUGGAGAAGCUAUUGAGCCGUGAGUUUAUUUUUAUGCCAGGAGAUUCAGAGAAGGACUUUGAUGUUGCGUUGGCCAGUCUGACUCACACCUGUGGCGUUGUGGUGGAAAAUGACUGUGUUCUUGUGAAGAAAUCCAUCAACAAGUACACCACAUUCUUCAGUCAGAUGUUUGAGCCAUUCCUCUUAGGCUACUGGGCGAUGUGCCGCUUCCUCUUGUCCAUAGAGAAGGGAUCUCAUGGGAAACCCCUGGUCAAACUGCCCAAGACCAUUAGCAAGGAGGCACAGGUGCUGUCCGCCCAGCUGAUCAGAGACGGCCAUGUGAAGCGCAAGGAGAUCCUGUCCCUAGAUAUGAUGAGUAACUCCCUGCAGGCCUUGUAUGACCUUGGCGCUGUCCACAAAGAGAAGAGGGAAGGAACUACCUAUAUGUACCCCAACUUAGUACUUCUAUCCAAACUUACUGAGGAUUUGUGUAAAUUUAUAGACGUUCCUGAUUUGCCAAGGACAACCAUCAAUGUUGACACUAAAACUGUAACAGUGAAUGCAAAACUCUGAAGCAAUAUGAACAACAUCAUUUGGUAGUGAUUUUUUUUAUAUCUAUGCAUAUAAGUGUUGAGUACUCAUUUUUAUACUGUCGGUGAACUUAAAUGAUUGCACUGUUUGUUACAGAAUAUUACGGUGCCAUAGUGUGUACGAAAUUUUGUAUAUGGCUAGAAUAUUACUUUGUGACAGAAUUAAUUGGAUUUAUAUAGAAUAUAAAGUUUAUUUCCACAGCCUUUGGCUCAUUUUGUUAUAUUUAUCUUUACAUAGGAUUGGCUUUAUUCAAAUUUAAGCAAAACUGUUUUGUUCUGUUCCAUGAAUACCUGUCUUCAAGACAUGUAUUCAAAAUGUUAAUCGUGUAUUUUUUAAGAUUCCAAAUUUUAUUUAUUUACUGUUCAUUAAUUAUUUGCAUGCCAUAUUUUUCUGGUUGGAUAUCAAUAUCGUCUUUGCUUUUUAACAUGUAAGCAUUAAAUAUGCUCGUUGUAUGACAUGUGCUGUAUUAAUAGCAUAAUAUAUUUUGAUAUUUAUUGUAUUUAUGUAUUCUGCAUACUAUUGUAUCCUGUGUGGGCAAAACAACUCUCUGCCAAGUACUUGACACAGUUUAAACUUGUUUAAUCUGCAGGUAUCGUUUGUCUGUGAAUGAAAUACAGCAAUUAUUUUAUUUUAUUUUUUAUCUAUGAUAAUUUUUGAUCAAAUUUUAGGUUUGCUUGAGUUUCAAAUUAUCAGUAAACAAAAUAUAUAUUUAUUAUGACUUGUACAUAAAACCUCGUAAGUCUUAAUCAUAUAAAAAUAGCCUUAUCAAAAGGUCACGUGAAAAGGAAGUGAUAAUGCAGUAUUAAAUAGUGUAUAUACUAUCAAGCAUAAUACUUGACAGGGGGUGACAAUCAGCUAUCAUGCAGUUAAUAAUUCUGGAAGAUAAACUUCAAUACAAUUUGAUUUUUAAAGUUUGUCAUGUAGAUUAUACUGCAAAUAAAUAUAAGGAUACAGCCUACAUAUAGAUAUGUUGCAUGGGUUAAAUGUGGCAGUAAAUUGUACAAUCAGACAAGUCUGUUUCACAUAUGUAUAAAAAAACAUGUCUAGUUCUGUAAAAUAAAUGUUGACAACAAAUAAGUAUCUAACAAAUGCAUAUGGAUAUACAUAUAUAUAUGGAUGAUAAUGCAAAUUAUAGCAUACAUUAUAUAUUGUUAUACACAUUAGAUAUAUUAGAUUAUAUACAUACCAUUUAACAAGCAAUAACAUAAACAAUCAAGCAAUAAAAUCUAUGGAACAUGA
Dreissena polymorpha is the source of this 2269-nucleotide messenger RNA. RefSeq names its product dihydroxyacetone phosphate acyltransferase-like. The record is from RefSeq and is a predicted model, not a curated record. Bases 89 to 1012 code for a protein of 307 amino acids. Gene Ontology annotation, cellular component: mitochondrial membrane; peroxisomal membrane. Gene Ontology annotation, biological process: ether lipid biosynthetic process. Lineage: Eukaryota; Metazoa; Mollusca; Bivalvia; Myida; Dreissenidae. Gene Ontology annotation, molecular function: glycerone-phosphate O-acyltransferase activity. The transcript is spliced from 7 exons.